GCUGCCGAGCUGCCUUGUCUUUGACCGGAGACCAAGCGGCUGAGAGGGCGGACGAUAACAGCGUCUCUGCUGUUAUUCAGCCUUCACGCAUCUCAAUGAACCGCACACAUCGACACCACUGAUCGUGCCUACUGCUUCUCGCAGGGAGGCACCAACACCUUUUUUUUUGUACUCAUUCCCCCCUCCACCAGACACAAAUUUUCUUAAACAUUUCUAGGUGUCUUUAAAAAAAAAAAAAAAAAAAAAGCCUCCAACCAUGGUGCUCGGGAAGGUGAAGAGCUUCACGGUGAGCUACGACUGUCUCCAUGACAGUAACGUGCCCGUGUUCUCCAGCGGGGACUGCGUCUCAGGGAGGGUGGUCGUCGAGGUGACCGGCGAGAUCCGCGUCAAGUCCCUCAAGAUCCACGCCAAAGGCUUCGCCAAAGUUCGCUGGACCGAGUCUCGGAACGCCGGUUCCAACACCGCCUACACGCAGAACUACACGGAGGAAGUGGAAUAUCUCAACCAUAAAGACGUCCUCAUUGGGCACGAGAGAGAUGAUGACAACUCUGAGGAAGGACUCACCACUAUACAUUCAGGACGACACGAGUAUGCAUUCAGCCUGGAGCUUCCACAGACACCCCUGGCUACCUCUUUUGAAGGGAAGCAUGGCAGCGUGCGCUAUUGGGUGAAGGCAGAACUCCACAGGCCGUGGCUGCUGCCCAUCAAGACCAAGAAGGAAUUCACAGUCUUUGAGCACAUUGACAUCAACACUCCGUUACUGCUGUCACCGCAGGCCGGCACAAAGGACAAGACACUUUGCUGUUGGUUCUGCACCUCAGGUCCUAUUUCCCUAAGUGCCAAAAUUGAACGGAAGGGGUACACACCAGGAGAGUCGAUCCAGAUCUUUGCAGAGAUCGAGAACUGCUCGUCCCGCAUGGUGGUGCCAAAGGCGGCCAUCUACCAGACUCAGACUUUCUACGCCAAAGGGAAGAUGAAGGAGGUCAAGCAGCUCGUGGCCAACCUGAGGGGCGAGUCCUUGUCCUCAGGCAAGACGGAGACCUGGAGCGGCAAAAUGCUCAAAAUCCCGCCCGUGUCUCCCUCCAUCCUGGACUGCAGCAUCAUCAGAGUGGAAUACUCGCUCAUGGUGUAUGUGGACAUACCAGGCGCAAUAAACCUUUCCCUGAACCUGCCGCUAGUCAUCGGAACCAUCCCCCUGCAUCCCUUUGGCUCCCGCACAUCCAGCGUGAGCAGCCAGUGCAGCAUGACCUGGCUGGGGAUGGGUCUGCCUGAGAGGCCUGAAGCUCCUCCAAGCUAUGCAGAAAUUGUGACGGAAGAGCAGCGGCAGAGCAAUCUGGAUGUGCCAGCCGCUCGCGAGGAUCUGGAUGGACCUCUGUUCGCCUACAUCCACGAGUUCCGCUUCCAGCCGCCCCCUCUCUACUCAGAGGUGGAUCCUAACCCCAACCAUGCCAACCGUCCGGAAGUGUGCAGGCCCGACGCCUGUCCAUCACGCUGAGAUGUCGUCCUAAAAAUUCCCUUGGCUGACUCGGGAACCCAAAGAAACCUGCACGCUGCAAGGCUCCACGUUGUUCAUUCUUCUCCUAAAAUGGCGUCAUUGACGACAAGAGAGAAAUCCGAAGGAUCCAACAUAUAAAGACUGAGUUGGGAUUGGACAAUUGUGUUUUCCUCAGUGACACUAAAGGAGAGUCACUGUUUUGGUGGCUCACUCGCUUGCUGAGGGUGGUCUGUGUAUAGACAUUUUCCAUCUGUAUGGCAAGCCUUAAGUAGCGAGGAAGAGUCUGAAGGUGUGGCGCAUAGGGACACGAGGCUACACCGGUCACGUCCAGACUGCAUCAGAAAGAAAACCACGCCAUCACCCAUGAUGUGGACACCCUGGUCGUCUUCGACGAGAGUGCCACCGACAGAGCAGAAGUCCUCCUGCCUCAUUUUGGGAUUUCGUUUUGCACAUCUUUCUUCUUGACUUGACUCGAGUGGCUCUGUUUAACCGCUUGCUUUUCCAGACUGCGGGAGACGCAAGACUGAAAAAGACAAGAACAAUGCACUGAUUUUGUUUUCCUUUUAAGCUGUUUAAGAAUUUUUUCCUUAUGACAUUUCCCGAGUGACUUAGAACGACUGGACUUUUUUUUUUUUUUUUUUUUUUUUUUUUAACACCAACAAAAACCAACCGCAGCACACUUUUGUCUACCUUGAGCUCUUUGAAGACGUUGCCUCCUCUGCUUGGAUCCAGUAUGGCUUCCCUCCUGUUGUUCGCUCCGAUCAUAGAAUUAUUGUUGUGUGUGUGUGUAUGUGUCAGUGUGUGUCGGUUUGUUUGGAGCAGGGGUUUGCAGGCCUCAUUUUGCUACUAAAAUGGGGAGACUUUCCUCCCUUAUGUAUGCCUGCUGCCCCUCUUUUCCUAAUCUCUUACUGCCCAAAAAGCACUGUUUCAUGUCAAACAGUGUGAACAUAGCAGAAAAAAAGUUUUUAUUUGCACUGUUAAGAAAUAAUGAAGAUUUCUGUCUGUUUCAAGCUACCAAAACUAUUUAGAGAAACGACAUGCUGAUGAGCUUGGCAGCUUUUGUAGACACAUUCCUUUUUGUCCUGCUGCACUUGCUCAUUUUACCAGACCAGUGAAGCCAGAAUGCUUUAUUUAAAAAAAAAAAGAAGAAAAAAAGAUGAGCACUGAUUGAUGCAGCUUCUAGUUUGGGGAAGCAGACCUUUUUGUGCAGUCUGGUCAGAACAAGUAGUGGUAUGUUGACAUGAGUACUACAUUGGUUUUCUCACUCAUUCAACACAAUGGGCCAGCUGCGGUAACAAUGGGUUUGUCAGGAAAUAGGAUGCGCAGCACUUUUUUAUUUAAGUAACUAAAAAAAAUAGCAUUACAUGGUGAAGGUCUGGAUUAAAAAAAAAUGGUACUAAUCAAGUUUCAGCGAAGCAGUGUUGUGUAGGGCAUGGAUGCAUUAUUUAAUCUUUAAAGAUUAGUUUACAUUAUGUGGGGUGUGUGUACGUGUGCAUGUGUGGAGAUCCAGCUGACAACGAGAACGCUUCUGACGACAAGUGACAAACUGCAGAUCAUUCAAGUGAUCUUAUCUUUGUGGCCUUGACACAGAAAAUACUUAUUUUAGGUUAGUUUUCUGCCUCUCGUUGAUUCUUGUCACUUUUUCGUUCACUUGUGUUUUCAAUUCCAUUCAAAAGGACAAAAAGGGAAAAGCCAGUCCUUUUAGAAGCAAGACAAGACAGCCCAGAGAGGCCUCAUAAUUAUUUUUCCACUUAUUAGAGGGCAUUGGUGUAGUUUAACAAACAGAGAACCCACGUGGUCUCGCAGGCUGUUGAUCAGCCCUCCUCAUCUGAGGCAGAUGUACAUGGUUGACUGCCUUUUCCACCUUUUUAUUUCUCCCUCCGUUGUAUUUGUUUGAUGCUCUUAUGCUUCAUAAUGAUGAAUAAGCUGACAUAUUUGCUCCACGCUGGUCGAUUCCACACGUCCGGCUUGAGUAAGUCCAAAAAUAAGACUAAGCUGAUAAAAGGCAGGAACUGAAAUGUUCAGAGGACAAAUGGAUCGGGGAGAAGAGGCCUGCAACAUUUUAGACACAGUGCAAUAUCACUUGCUGAGUUUUCUUCAUUCUCUGUUUCUAUGUUUGUGUUUUCUUCUGUUAAUCGUGACGAUGUAUGGAUAUUCUAUGAAUAUGCUAUGUUCUGAAUGAUUUCCUCUUUUGUCUAGUUCUUCCUUUUUUUUGAUUUGAAUAAACAUUUUGUUCGAAAUUAC
Molecule: messenger RNA, 3739 nt
Organism: Phyllopteryx taeniolatus (common seadragon)
Lineage: Eukaryota; Metazoa; Chordata; Actinopteri; Syngnathiformes; Syngnathidae
Gene: arrdc3a
Product: arrestin domain containing 3a
Exons: 8
Coding region: 257-1495 (412 amino acids)
Biological process (GO): protein transport
Cellular component (GO): cytoplasm
Source: RefSeq, a predicted model, not a curated record